Molecule: messenger RNA, 2374 nt
Organism: Mus caroli (Ryukyu mouse)
Lineage: Eukaryota; Metazoa; Chordata; Mammalia; Rodentia; Muridae
Gene: Mettl8
Product: methyltransferase 8, tRNA N3-cytidine
Molecular function (GO): tRNA (cytidine-N3)-methyltransferase activity
Source: RefSeq, a predicted model, not a curated record
AGGCUGCGCCGUAGGGCUGCGCAGUGGGUCGGGUAGCCUUCCGGGCUGCACGCGGUAAACCUGGAUAGUUUUGGGGGGUGCUGUGCAGCCGCCUGGUGGUGUCGCUUCACUUGUGUGUCCUGCACCCAGGGAGCAGUCCCUUUCUGCCCUAGUCGUGGGACGACUGCCAACCCCUCCUUUGGCCCUGCAAGGCUCUGGCCACGUGUCCAGAGGGGCGUUGUGUCCAGUGGGACCCUCCAAAGGUCCUGCUUAGGAUGAAUGUGAUUUGGAGAAAUUGCAUUUGCCGACUGAGGCAAGGGAAGGUACCACACCGAUGCCAGAGUGGCGUCCACCCGGUAGCCCCUCUGGGGUCAAGGAUUUUAACUGACCCCGCCAAAGUUUUUGAACACAACAUGUGGGAUCACAUGCAGUGGUCUAAAGAAGAAGAAGACGCAGCUAGAAAAAAGGUAGAGGAAAACUCAGCCACACGAGUCGCUCCAGAAGAGCAAGUUAAGUUUGAAAGUGACGCUAACAAAUACUGGGACACAUUUUACCAGACCCAUAAGAAUAAGUUUUUCAAGAAUCGUAAUUGGCUGUUGAGGGAAUUUCCUGAAAUCCUUCCUGUUAAUCAAAACACUGAGGAGAGAGUGGGAGAAUCAUCCUGGGAUCAAGCAAGAAGCAGCAUCUCUCGGACGCAAGGAACAGAAACCCAUUGUCAAGAGAGUUUUGUCUCGUCAGAACCUGGGAGCAGAGGAGGGUCUGCUCCUAACCCCGACUUGGAAGAAUACAGCAAAGGACCUGGGAAGACAGAGCCGUUUCCUGGUAGCAAUGCCACUUUUCGAAUACUAGAGGUUGGCUGUGGUGCUGGAAAUAGCGUGUUUCCAAUCCUGAACACCUUGCAGAACAUUCCCGGAUCCUUUCUUUACUGCUGCGACUUUGCCUCUGAAGCUGUGGAACUUGUAAAGUCCCACGAGUCCUACAGCGAGGCCCAGUGUUCUGCCUUUAUUCAUGACGUGUGUGACGACGGCUUAGCCUACCCUUUCCCAGAUGGGAUCCUGGAUGUCGUUCUCCUUGUCUUUGUGCUCUCAUCUAUCCACCCUGACAGGAUGCAAGCUGUUGUCCACCGACUGUCCCGGUUGCUGAAGCCCGGAGGAAUGCUGUUGUUUCGGGAUCAUGGAAGAUACGAUAAUGCUCAGCUUCGUUUUAAGAAAGGGCGUUGUUUAUCUGAAAAUUUUUAUGUCCGAGGAGAUGGUACCAGAGCUUAUUUCUUUACAAAAGGGGAAGUCCGCCGUAUGUUCUGCGAGGCUGGAUUACAUGAAAAGCAAAAUCUGGUUGAUCAUCGCUUGCAAGUGAACAGGAAAAAGCAAGUGCAGAUGCACCGAGUGUGGAUUCAAGGAAAAUUCCAGAAACCAUCGCCCUGGACUCCACAGAGUGGAAAUUAGCAUUCACUGCAUUCUCGGGACUGAACUAUGUGUCAUGUUAUAGUAUGACACCAGGGCCUGAUACUGUCCAAAGGCCUCUCUUCCAGAGAUGAGCAGAAGAGCAUCUGCAGCUCUGCUGGUCUGCUGUCAGUGCUCUCAGGACAUUUUAAGAACACGGAUGUGACUUGAAAGAGUCUCCCACCCUCUGGGUUUUCAGAACUUGAAAUGUGUGUUUGGUUUUGUUUCAUCUAACCAUGUUCCCUUGAAUUAUAUGACUUUGAAUUAAGAAGCUAUUAUAAGGCAUAUAGUUUUGAGAAAUGUAACCCGUCCAUGUUUCAGAAGCGGAAAAAUGAUCUACUUUAUUGUUGGGUGUGGUAAAGCAGUCAAACUGCCCUCUGCUGUCAGCCAGUAGCAGCGGCAUAGUGUGCCUUGUUCUUAGGGGAACUCAGGAUGAGGGGUUACUGUGUUUUGUUUUGUUCUUAUCUAUUUUCUCUCAAAACCCACCAACCACCACCACGACUACCACCACACACUAGGGUCUGAAAUACAACUUUAGUUUCUCUUUCCAAAAAAUGGGGAAGUGUGGCCCUUGUUAACAUCACUUCCAGGCUAUUCUUAGAUAUGCAGAUCAUCUUUGAGACACUGUCUGUGCUGUGGUGGCCAGUUUUAAUUGUCAACUUGACACACUCUAGAACCACCCAGGAAGAGCCUCAGAUUGUCAGUUGUCUGUGAGAGUUUGUCUUGAUUGUAUUAAUUGUCUACUGUGGGCAGUGCCAUUCCCUGGAGGUUAGACCCUGAACCAAGUAAGUGUGGGAAAAUGGAGCUGAGCCCUGGCACACCGGUAUUCAUGCUCGCUCUUCUCUUGACCAUGGGUGUAACCAGCUGCUUCAAGUUCCUGCCUCCUUGACUUCCUGCUGUAACUGGGUGGACUAUAGCUUGGAGUUGUGAGCUAAAAUAAACCUUUUCUUCCAUAA